AUGCAAAAGAGAUCUCCUUACCCUAAAUCCCCAUCCCCUGAUGACGACAGUGGUCUCUUGUGGAAUGAGGGAAGUGUUUACCCUUUCUUUCUAUUUCUUACAUUCCUUCACUUUCAUAAUCUUAUUUUCUUUCUCUUUUUAUUCCUUUUUUUUUCUAAGAUUUUUCUUUCUUUUCACCUAUUCCUCUCAUUCUUUUCAUCUACCCUUCUGUUUCUUCAUAUCCUGCUCACUCUCUUUCUCUCUGACUUUUUGUCUCAUCCUCUUUCUCUCUCACUUUUUGUCUCAUCCUCUUUUUCUCUGACUUUUUGUCUCAUCCUCUUUUUCUCUGACUUUUUAAAGUCUCAUAAAAUUGUCUCGUGCUCUCCAUCUCCCACUUUCGUCUCCCUUCUUCGUCUCUCUCUCCGUCUCUUCAAUUUUUGUCUCUCUUCGUCUCUCUUCCUACUUUGGAUUGAAAAAUCUCUCUCCUUUUCGUCUCUCUUCGUCUCUCUUCUCUCUCUGAAUUCUUCUCUCUUUUUCUUUCGAUCUCUGAAGACUUUCGUAAUGUUUUUUAGAAUCUCUUCGACUUUCGUCUCCACUUUCGUAUCUCUUCAACUUUCAGUCUCCACUUUCGUCUCUCUUCUGACCUUUGUGUCUCCCACUUUUAACUUUGCUUUCGUCUCCCUCUUUCGUCUCUAUCGACUACAUUUCCUCCUCUUCGUCUCUCAUCACUUUCGUCUCCGAAUCUUUUCGUCUAUGUCCACCUUUAAUCUCCCUCUCUUCGUCUCUCUCUCGUCCCUUUCGUCUCCCCUUUUUCGUCUCUCUCCACUUUCGUCUCCCUCUUUCGUCUCUCUCCCGAUUUCGUCUCCCCUCUCUCUUCAUAUCUCUCCAUUUUCGUCUCCCUCUCUUCGUCUCUCUCUAUUUAUCUCCCUCUCUUCGUCUCUCUCCCUUUCGUCUCCCUCUCUUCGUCUUUGUAACUUUCGUCUCCCUCUCUUCUAUCUCUCCCACUUAGAUCUGUCUCCCCUCUCAUUCAUCUCUCGAUUUUUCGUCGUCCUCUCUUCGUCUCUCAAAAACCUUUCGUCUCCUCUUCUUCUCUCUAGAAGACUUUUUCGUCUCCCCUCUCUUCGUCUCUCUCCCACUUUCGUCUCCCUCUCUUCGUCUCUCUCCCACUUUCGUCUCCCUCUCUUCGUCUCUCUCCCACUUUCGUCUCCCUCUCUUCGUCUCUCUCCCACUUUCGUCUCCCUCUCUUUAAUUCUUUCUACUUUUAACAUUGAAAUUGUUAUCUCACUUUAUCUUUCUCAUUGCAGAACUUCUCUCUCUCUCAUUAGAUCACACUUUUACUCUUUCCCUAUCCACACAAUCCUUUUUAUAAUAUUUAAGACAUUUUUUUUUUUAUUCAUUAUUUUUUCAUAA
Messenger RNA from Acanthosepion pharaonis, 1389 nucleotides. NCBI's taxonomy places the organism in Eukaryota, Metazoa, Mollusca, Cephalopoda, Sepiida, Sepiidae. The record is from the annotation of a GenBank genome assembly.